AUGGACUCUGGGGGUUUUUUUGUGUCUUUGUUGAGUGGUGCAGCUGCCGGUACGUCGACAGAUCUAGUAUUCUUCCCCAUUGAUACUUUAAAGACGAGAUUACAGGCUAAAGGUGGGUUUUUCGCUAAUGGCGGUUACCGUGGUGUUUAUAGAGGUUUGGGGAGUGCUGUUGUGGCAUCUGCUCCCGGUGCUUCGUUAUUCUUUGUGAGUUAUGAUUAUAUGAAAUCUACGUUGAAGCCCAAAUUUCAACGGUUACUGCCCAGUGCAUCAGACCAGUUCAUCGACACUACUGUGCAGAUGUGCUCUUCGACUAUUGGUGAGAUCUCAGCCUGUAUGGUUCGUGUGCCUUCCGAGGUGAUUAAGCAACGUACCCAGACGCAUGCCUCGCAUUCGUCGUGGCAGACCCUCAAGGUUAUACUCAGAAAUGAGAACGGCGAAGGGAUUCGUAAGAAUUUAUAUCGUGGCUGGUCUACGACAAUCAUGCGAGAGAUUCCUUUCACCUGUAUACAGUUCCCGCUGUACGAGUUCUUAAAGAAAAAAUGGGCCCAAUUCGAUGGCGUUGAGAAAGUGGCACCUUGGAGUGGUGCAGUGUGUGGUUCCAUUGCAGGUGGUAUUGCCGCUGCGGCAACAACUCCGCUGGAUGUGCUUAAGACUAGAUUAAUGUUGAGUGACAGAUCAGUACCUGUUUGGCAACUGGCCAAGGACAUUUAUAAGGAGGAAGGCUUCAAAGUCUUCCUCAACGGUAUUGGACCCCGAACCAUGUGGAUAAGUGCUGGAGGUGCGAUCUUCCUAGGUAUGUACGAAACUGUCCAUGCUUUGUUGACUUUUCGUGGUGAUAAACCCUUGUAA
This is a messenger RNA of Torulaspora delbrueckii, 849 nucleotides long. RefSeq names its product Pet8p (gene PET8). NCBI's taxonomy places the organism in Eukaryota, Fungi, Ascomycota, Saccharomycetes, Saccharomycetales, Saccharomycetaceae. Gene Ontology annotation, biological process: transmembrane transport. The transcript has a single exon. Bases 1 to 849 code for a protein of 282 amino acids. The record is from RefSeq and is a predicted model, not a curated record. Gene Ontology annotation, cellular component: mitochondrial inner membrane. Gene Ontology annotation, molecular function: S-adenosyl-L-methionine transmembrane transporter activity.